Messenger RNA from Aphanomyces astaci, 282 nucleotides. RefSeq lists its product as hypothetical. NCBI's taxonomy places the organism in Eukaryota, Oomycota, Saprolegniomycetes, Saprolegniales, Verrucalvaceae. The transcript has 4 exons. Bases 1 to 282 code for a protein of 93 amino acids. The record is from RefSeq and is a predicted model, not a curated record.
AUGGCACCCCCACCGUCCAAAGCAGCUGUGGAAGUGUUCUUCGCCGACGUCAAGCCCUUCGUUCUGGAUGUAGGCGACUUCUUUGAUCGCAACAACAACGCCAAGUCAUCGCCCCCGCCGCCGCUUCCGGUGACGCUCCGUCUCCCGCCCGUGACCCCCGUCGUGCUCUCCCCGAGGCCCUUUGCCAACGCAACCGCACGCCGGCAGCACCUUUCGCAACCGUCGUGGGAAGUGCCCGAACCCCUCACCACCACAGGUUGCCUACGGCAGCUCUUCAACUAA